UUGUAAACGGUCAAACACCCGUAUGUACUCGCAGCUUUCUCCGGUAUACACAGCGGAAACAUGUCGGUAAGGAGAGAACCCAGCGGAGGAACUGCGUCCAUGAAAUGUACACCUGAGACAUAAACUGCCCGGGUGGACGUUGGCUUUUAGUAGAGUUAGCAACUGCGAGGGUUACGUUACUAUUUCACGGAAGCGGACCAGUCGCGAGCGAAUGGACGGAUAAAGAGAGACAGCCGGGGAUUGAAAAGAAGAAGUAGCCGAGCAGGCAGGCGGCCGGGGCCGGGUAGAGAGAGAGAGACGACAGCGUGUUGUGCUCAAAACAAGACGUGCUUGCUGCUUGCUAGGGGAUGUUAUCCGUACUGUCUUAUGGCAGACUGGUAGCCAGGGCUGUCCUGGGCGGACUGUCUCAGACGGACAGUCGGGACUACAGCCUGAUCUCCGCCAGCUGUGGCUUCGGUAAAGACUUUCGUAAGGGGAUCCUGAAGAAAGGGAUGUGCUACGGAGAUGAUGCCUGCUUCAUUGCGCAGAACAAGAACGCAGAUGUUUUAGGUGUUGCAGAUGGCGUAGGUGGAUGGCGUGACUACGGUGUCGACCCGUCUCAGUUCUCCGCCACAUUAAUGAGAACCUGUGAGCGACUGGUGAAGGAGGGACGCUUCACUCCCAGUAACCCAGUGGGUAUCCUGACGUCCGGCUACUUUGAGCUGCUACAGAACAAAGUUCCCCUGCUAGGGAGCAGCACAGCCUGUAUCGUGGUUCUGGAUCGACGGAAUCACCGGCUACACAUGUGUAACCUCGGAGACUCAGGUUUUCUCGUGGUUCGGGGAGGAGAGGUGGUACAUCGCUCAGAUGAGCAACAGCACUACUUUAACACGCCCUUCCAGCUAUCCAUCGCUCCUCCUGGAGCUGAAGGAGUGGUGCUCAGUGACAGUCCAGAAGCAGCUGACAGCUCCUCCUUUGACGUGCAGCUCGGUGACAUCAUCCUGACGGCAACCGAUGGUCUUUUUGACAACAUGCCAGACUACAUGAUUCUUCAAGAGCUCAAAAAACUCAAGACUAGCAACUAUGACAGCGUCCUGCAGACUGCACAGAGUAUUGCAAAGCAAGCUCACGACCUUGCCUACGACCCCAAUUAUAUGUCUCCUUUUGCACAGUUUGCCUGUGACAAUGGCCUGAAUGUGAGAGGAGGGAAGCCAGAUGAUAUCACGGUGCUGCUGUCCGUUGUGGCUGAAUAUACAGACUGAAAGUGUGUCUGAGAGUGUGUGCACGCUUCUCUGGGGCUGAUCCUCCCUUCCCGUCUGCCUGAGUCUUCCACCUGUAGCCCUCCCAAAAAAUGCACUGCAUCCUGUGGGCUGACAGGGGAGGGGGCCCACAAACACGACGCACACUCCUCGCUGCGGGGCCGGUGUUCACCUGUGUACAUUUGUGUUUUUUCUUCCUCUUGUUUUUGGUGUUUGAAUGGUUGAGAGGAAGCAGGCAGCUAGGACAUUUUCAUGUUGAUCAUGAUGCCGGAGGAGUUGAGUACGACGGGCUGAGGGAUGCCUUUUUAGGGGAUGUGACUGGGAGACGGUCCAGUUUGGUUCGACUGAGGGCUUUUAAACCUGGUAGACCUUGUGUAUACAAAGCGAUAUCAUAAACGGUGUAAGCCACAGUUUGGAAUUCUUGGGAGAGAAGUGAUAGAGUUGACUAGCUGUCUCUGUUGUUCCAGUUGAUAAUCUGUUCCUUGUUGUAAAUGUGUUUUGAACAAAGCAUAAAUAUGGAGUGAGGAAGCUGAUGUUGGGAAUAGAUGAGUGUUAUUAAAGAAUGGGAUUUGAGAGUUUUUGGUGUCAUGGGUAUUUGAACAAUAGAAAGGUAAACUAGUAAUUGCUCAGAUCAAGGAAACCUGUAAAGGGAAACCAUAACACUUGUUUGAGCUUACAUGUGAAGGUUGAUCAGUUUGUAUCACUUGGUUCGGGAAUCUCUCUGCACACAUCCUGAUAAGUUGUAAAUAUUUUUGUGUUUUUAAGGCUUCGUUCUGGCCUUUCUCUUAUAUUUCGUUACUGUUGUGGAUGAUGUACACAUGGUUCAUAAAUAUAUAUUCUUGUAUAGAUGGUAAUCUUGAAGUGAGCUUUAUCAAUCCCACACUUCCACUCGCUGAAUUGAACAAGAAGAUCUUUGCUGAGAUUGAUUGCUGCAACAGUCGUGUGGUAGGAGGGAUGUGAGAUGUGUGAGUGUGGUAUACAUGUGAGAUGUCAUUAUUGGCAUGUGCGGUGUAUUUAAUGUUAAUAUUUCUUUUCUCGCAAAGAUAAAGCUAGCAUCUGGGAAUGCUUACAAUUGCAAUGAUAGGUCAGGUAUGAGUUUAAAGGAAAAAGAUGUAUUUUUUUAACGCUAGUUUUUCAAGUUAGUUUGGAGUGGCUGCUGAUAUGAAAUAUGUUGUGGAUGACAGAUUCAGCUAUCUUAACAAGAAUCGGGUGUUUGUGUGUCAAAUUUGUUUUAUUUCUCAGUUCCUUAUUUCCUUUUUACAUUUGUUCGCUGCUUCUUUUAUGUAACCGUUGUCUGUAUAUAACGUGACAUGACUUCUAUGGUCACCAUGAUUGUAGCGAGUGUGUAAAUGUGUGUGCUGCAUCAAAUUGCAUAAGUCAAAUGCAUUGAUGGUACUGUUCUGCUCAUGAUAGUCUGUCCCUUUUUGUCCAACAGCUCACCCAAGUGGAUUUGACAAUAUCUUUACAGUUUAAAAGCGGGUGCCACCAAAGACGCAUUUUCUUUGUGUAUGUCAUACACAACGCUUUGUUGAUACAAACAUCGUACGGCAAUACUGUAAAUUCCUUGUGCUCUGAAUCUUGUGUGAUGGCCAGAUAAAAAUGUUUGUUCUAUGCCUAAAGUUGUUUUAUCAGGGCAUAAACUGUAUUAUAAUCUUGGUUUAAGUUAUAUGUGACUGGUUGCAACAAAGGUUAAGACAAGUUUAUGAAACCAAAGAAGGAAAGCCAUAUAUAAACACGUGAUUAUGGCACUGCUCUGUAGGCCCUGCUGUAAAGAUAACAUGGUGUUUCUUCCUCACUCAUAAAGGACACAAUUAUUAUUAGAAUAUUAUCUGCCCUACUGUCAGCAUUGUUCUUUCUGCAUGGUUUCUUUCUCAGCUAUUGGCACCAUUUUACAAAGUUAACUCACACAGUUGUCUGUUUUUGUAUUGUUGGUUUAUAAAUGGUGUGUAAAGGUUCUGAACUUGUAUUUACUUCAAAGAUAGCCCUAUAUUUGACAGAGAGAUGUAACCCAUAUGCAGAAGGUGGUGGUGGGGAGAUAGGUAACGGUGCUGUGAGCUCACAGUACGAGUGUGAGCACAGUUUCAGCCUUAACAAAUAGCUAGACCUGCAAUCAAGAGGCCUUUCCUGUCAUUGCAAGCUUGUCUCGUCUCCGUCAUGUUGCCCAGUGUUUGAUGUAAAUGAAAGUUUUCCCCCGGUCUUUCUCUCCUGUGAAGUUGUUCUCAAAGGUGCUUCUGCAGUCUGUAUGGUAUGAUUGUUCUCUUUUUAGCAAGCGAUGUUUGUGUGUAUGAAAGAUACACCUAUGUGUAAAGUGUAACAAUGCAGGUCUAAUUUAUGUAAAUAUGUUUUAAAUAUGUACAAUAUUUAAAUAAAGAAUCUAGUAUUUAUACUAAA
Messenger RNA from Cottoperca gobio, 3629 nucleotides. Its product is annotated as protein phosphatase PTC7 homolog. Bases 348 to 1241 code for a protein of 297 amino acids. Gene Ontology annotation, cellular component: mitochondrion. The record is from RefSeq and is a predicted model, not a curated record. Gene Ontology annotation, molecular function: protein serine/threonine phosphatase activity. Gene Ontology annotation, biological process: protein dephosphorylation. The transcript has 6 exons. NCBI's taxonomy places the organism in Eukaryota, Metazoa, Chordata, Actinopteri, Perciformes, Bovichtidae.